UCAAAUGAUUGUUUUGAAUUUUUGUAGUAUGAAUAGAAUUUAAUAUCAUAUACAAGUUUAAAUAUAUUAUUAAAUGUGUUUUUAAGAUGUCGGUGGUGAAAUCUUGCCCUGGUUUGUAUUGCGGACGGACUGACCUAGGUAAUGGUGUGUGGAGUGAAUGUGGUGCUUGUCCCCGAGGUUUUCGCACAAACGAUACAAGUUACUGCACUCCAUGUACAGAGGAGCCUUAUCUUUAUGAUUGGCAGUAUCUAGGAUUCAUGGUGCUUUUACCUUUGGUACUGCAUUGGUUCUUUAUUGAUAUGGUAGCGAUCGGAAAAAGUAAAUCUGGAGUAAUAGCACAACAUAUCUGUGCCUUCACAGAGAUAGUGACAGGCACACUAGCUGCUUUGCUAAUACUACCUCCAACAGGCUCAAUAGCUUUGUUUGUGUGUACACCUAAAGCUCUGUCUGAUUGGUACACACUACUGCACAAUCCACAACCUGAUUAUAAGGAAACACUGCAUUGUACACAGGAGGCUGUGUAUCCAUUGUACACAGUAGUUUUAUUGAUAUAUGCCUUCAGUUUAUUGAUGACCAUUUUAUUGAGGCCGUGGAUUUUAACUUGGUAUACUUUGAAUCCGGGAAAGAAGGCUAUUUACUGUGCAUUAUAUUUUUAUCCAAUACUUGUUCUCAUACAUACAGUUGCUGCAGGAUUAAUAUAUUGUUCUUUCCCUUACAUAGUGAUAAUAAUAUCUAUGAUGACAUCUGCAUCUCACUUCUCUAUCAAGCUCGACCAAUCAGCACCUGCUUUACUAAAAUCAUCUAUAUCAAACACUAGAAACCUAGUCAUACUUAUCGGACACUGGCUGGUACAUGCUUAUGGUAUAUUAUCACUAACUGGUUUCAAGGAAUUAUGGUAUUUAUCUCUCGUACCGGCUCCAGCGUUAUUUUACAUCCUAACAGCUCAGUUCACCGACCCUAUGAAGUUGCAUAAUGAUUGACAGAUACAGUGCUCCUUUGUGAAGCCAAUAUUGAACUGACAAAGUACUCAUUGGCUUCGUCAGGGAACAUAGGACAGAGGUAGAGAAAAAAUGAGAUGUGGAAAUACUAAAAAGGCUUAUGGAAGCUGUCCAACCUUGACCUAGUUUAUAUUAUCGACAGGAGAUCGUAAGGCAUAGGGCGUAAAGGAUACGAAGAACUGUGCAGGCAGUGCUUUAGUGACUGUGGGCUAUCAAAAUCCAAGAUAUUUGAAAAGAGCAAGAGUGGUACACCUUCGACUAAACAUACAACUGUUUACUCUUGCUUUGAUUCCUAUGAGGUUAUAUGGAGGUGCGCACACUACUCGAUUUUUAUGUGAAUUUAAAAUUAAAUUGGCUGCGAAACAAUAGAUAAUCGGGCAACAAUUGUGCAAUAGUUUAGUCAAAGGUAAUGUUCUAAUAUUAGGAAUAUGAUUUAGCGUUGAAAUAAAUCUAGUUUCUGUCUGUGCCUUUGUAUACUUAUGCCAGUUUAGGUUCAUGACAUGUAAUUUUAUUUUAGUUAAGAAUUGAAACAAUUUGAAGCUAAGCGUUUGUCUUCAUUCUCGUAAUGAAUUGUGUAAAUAUAAUUGUACAGUAUUUAAAUUUAAGAUAGCUCCAAUUUAA
This is a messenger RNA of Papilio polytes (common Mormon), 1619 nucleotides long. RefSeq names its product JNK1/MAPK8-associated membrane protein. The coding region runs from base 87 to 980 and encodes 297 amino acids. Gene Ontology annotation, cellular component: membrane. The record is from RefSeq and is a predicted model, not a curated record. Gene Ontology annotation, biological process: response to unfolded protein. Gene Ontology annotation, molecular function: ubiquitin protein ligase binding. NCBI's taxonomy places the organism in Eukaryota, Metazoa, Arthropoda, Insecta, Lepidoptera, Papilionidae. The transcript has 4 exons.